This is a messenger RNA of Thermothelomyces thermophilus ATCC 42464, 3629 nucleotides long. RefSeq lists its product as uncharacterized. The transcript is spliced from 3 exons. The record is from RefSeq and is a predicted model, not a curated record. Gene Ontology annotation, cellular component: exocyst. Gene Ontology annotation, biological process: Golgi to plasma membrane transport; exocytosis. NCBI's taxonomy places the organism in Eukaryota, Fungi, Ascomycota, Sordariomycetes, Sordariales, Chaetomiaceae. Bases 223 to 3429 code for a protein of 1068 amino acids.
CGCAUAGUUACCUGAUACAACCGCCGCGGCCAACCACUGUGAAGAUACUAGUAGCCCCACUCCAACCUUAUCCCCUUGUUCAUCCAACUCGACAGCAAGACCCGCGACAAACGAUACAGGCCAGCUUGCGGAGGUGAUGAUAGGGGCUACCUGAGCGCACAAUCUUGGGUAAUUCAGAUUGAUACCCACGGUGUAUGAUAUCACGCCACGGCGAUACCCGCCAUGGCCGAUCUCGAGCGGACGGUCCUCGACUUCUACCAGGUCUCGACGCUCAACCCCGUCCAAUGGCCGGCCGAAAAGGACAAUGAGAGCGAUGGUUCUGAAGAUGAGGCCGCCAAGAAAAAGGCAAACAGGAGGAAGUCGAGGUAUCAGGCCCUCGAGCGAGCCGUGGGCAAUAGAAGCAGCGUUGUCCCGGGCUCCGAGAACUCGGGCAACGGCGUGGGCAACCUGGUGCAAAGGGACGAACCAGAUCCCCUGGGCACUACCGACAGCGUGGUACGGACAUUGAAACAUAUGGGGGUCCCGCUGCAGGAUGACGUGAGGCUUCGCAACCGGUUCCUCCUCUCCUCGACGACCUUCUCCCCCGCCCUGUUUCUCUCUCAGAUGCAUGCCACAGCCGAUACGCAGUCCUUGAUCAACGGGCUGGAUGUCCUCUCCAAGUCGAUCGAUCAAAAGUCGGCGUCGCUCAAGGUUCUUGUCGAGUCCAACUUUGAGCGCUUCGUCCGCGCCAAAGCGACCAUCGACAAUGUCUACAAGGAGAUGAAGUAUCGUGGCGCCGAUCCCAACCCUCCGCGCGCCAGGGGCCACUCCCGUCAUGCUAGCAGGAACAGCCUUCGAAGUACCAGCGGUCCGCCGCCCCUGGCUGGCCCGCAUUCACCUGCGACGGACCCUCGCAAGAAAAAUGCGCUCGUAAAGGAGAGCGAGUACGGUGUGCUGGGUGUGAAAGCGCCGCUUCUAGACGUUUCGGCGAAGGCAGAAGAGGUAUGGGGCCCUGCGUUGGGCGGUAGGGAGAAGGAGGAACACCUCAAAACGGUUGCCUCCUCUCUUGACCAAUACAAGGACUAUGUCGAGACGAGCGCAGCAAUAGCCGACAGCAUCAAGCGCAAGGAUUACGAGACUCUGGUCGAGGAGUACACCAGAGCGAGGAAGUUCGCAGAUGAGGCAAAACAACUCGCCGACGAGCUCAAGUCGGCGCAGCCUACCGAUGACCAACUGUACCGGAUUCUUUUGGCAGCGCGGAUGUGGCACGAUGUCGAGGAGCAGAUCCAGGUCCUCAAGCGGGACAUCUGGCGCAGGCUCAUCUCUCCCUACAACGUGGCCAAGGCUGACACCCCGGGGCAACACGGGGGCGACCAACACAUGGAGCUCAUUACCCUCCUCCUGGAGCUCGGCGUCGAGGACAACCCCAUCUGGGUCUGGCUCUUGAGUCGUUACGACUACCUGAAGAGCAAGAUUCAAUCCACGGCUGAACGAUCCAAGGUGGAGAUUGAGAUCCUGCGUCGGCGACUGGCAAACGCCGAGAACCCGAAGCCAGAAACGAUCGCAUCCCAUAUGCGGACACUCGGGAGGCAGACUGUCGAGGUGAUGUCAAAAUCCUUCGAUUCGCCCGACGUCAUUGAACUCUGGGAGAUGAACGUCAGUUUCUUGAACAGCUUGCUCGCUCCUCAGGGCAUCCUGGGCGAGGUGCUCGAGUUCUGGCAAACCGUCCAGGGCUUCAUCGAUGGCAAGACGCAGAAGAGCAUGCCUCUUGGCUAUCACGGAGAGUCCGAGCCUCACCACCGGCUUUCACAGCAGGGUGCUUCGGAUCUUCAAAAGGGCACUGUGGAACUGGUCAGCAUGAUCCGAGAUCACGUCCUCAUGUUUUUUGCCGGCCCCCCGCCGGAGGAUAUCUCGUUGCUCUUCUCCCCAAUGCCACCGCAGUCUCCAGGGACUCCCGGCGCCGCCUCAGCAUCAGGAUCGCUGACGCCGCGAGAUCCUCGCUUUAAUCUUGACCCCAGUAAUCCACCUCCCCCAUCGCCCAAGAGAGGCGAGCCCUGGGAGAAGUUUGCGUUCUGGCCGCCCUGGUCUAAUUCACUCAGCGGAGUGCAUUUUCUCUCCAAGAUGUUAGCACUUGUAGGGAGUGGUGCUUCGGACAUGGCCUCCAUCUCUCCCGUUAGCAGCGGAGAUGCUGCCGAGGUUGAGAAGGUGCGAACGCUCGUUGGUAUCGCCAGGGAGAGAUGCGUGACGGCACUCUGCGCGGCAUGGAACAGGGACGCCGAGAACAUCAAGUACGUGGAAGACUGGAACCGGUCGCCGGACAGCCGGGACGUGACCAGGAUGCCGGCUAGUUUCGCCGCCUUUGAGGGCGCCCUCCUCAGCGGCAUGCAAAAGAUCCUCUACAUAUCCGACGCCAUGUCAAAGCCGGGGGCCGGGGAUAUUGUCACCCCCCCGCCGACAAAACUGCUACAGAUGGUGCGCAGCCAAUACGUAACCACACUCUACAAAGCCCUGAGCGGAAUGGUCGAGAACGCCGAACGCUUCCCCAAGAAAGCCGACGACGAGUGGACAGUAGAGGUUGAUGGUAACGUCUUGGUGAGCAACCCAGCAGUCUCACAGCCUUCAGCGUCGACGCUAGGCGGAGGCACGAUAGACGCAGGCGAUAGAAACGUCCGCAUGCUCCUAACUCUGAGCAAUCUCCAGGCCCUGCGCUCAACCGUGGUCCCGUCCCUCAACACCCAAUUCGAAAACGCCUUCUCCGUCAAGCUCACCGACGAGACCAAAACGAUCCGCGACGUUCUCAGCCAGAUCGACGCCCGCCUCUUCCAGUCCUACACCCGCCCAUCCAUCGAAAACCUCCGCCGCAUCAUCCGCGCGGGCGUCUCCUCGCCGGACUGGUCCCCGCCGCCGGGGGCGAAGCCGCGCUCGGUGCGUCCUUACGUCUACGAGGCCCUGCUCGGCCUCGUCCUCGUGCACACGCAGGUGUCCACGACGGCCGCCUCGCUGACGACCGAGAUCCUCUCGUACCUGCUCGAGCAGGCCUCGCGCGAGCUGUUCGAGGCCUUCAAGACGCGCCCGCGCUACCACCUCGAGGCCCUCAUGCAGGCCACGCUCGACGUCGAGUUCGUCGCCCAGACGCUGAGCCACUACACCACGGACCGCGCCUCGGAGCUGCAGAGCGCCAUCUACCAGGAGCUCGACGGCCGCACCGACAACGACGCGCGCGCCCGCCUGCAGGCCGAGCUGCCCGAGAUGCGGGCCGUCUUGAAGAGGCUGCGGGAGGCGAGCAAGGGCGAGUUUGCUUGCUUUAGGAGGCCGAAGAGAUCGGCGGCGGGGGCAGCCGCCGCCACUGGUGGUGGCGGUGGUGGGGGGGCCGGGCCAGGUCCCGGUUCCGGAGCGGGAUUAGAGAGAAGGGAUACGGGCGGGAGUGUGAGGAGCAAUCGGGUGGUCUGAUCUUUUUUUCCUGGGGCUGGGGGGCUGGGUGCGUUGGUUGAAGCGGGGUUUGCAUGCAACAACACACUAUCAUGGACGGGACGGUCCGUCGUUAAACACAAUUUUAUUUUCCUGUUCGGAUGCCGGACCGUUGUAUCAGACGAUUGGUGUCCGAGUCCGCACCGGGGUAUUGAUUCUAUCACGAAAAAAGAUGGGAAGUC